This is a messenger RNA of Guyanagaster necrorhizus, 516 nucleotides long. RefSeq lists its product as uncharacterized. NCBI's taxonomy places the organism in Eukaryota, Fungi, Basidiomycota, Agaricomycetes, Agaricales, Physalacriaceae. The coding region runs from base 1 to 516 and encodes 171 amino acids. The record is from RefSeq and is a predicted model, not a curated record. The transcript is spliced from 2 exons.
AUGGAUUCUUCAUCUAGCUCGCGCAUUGCCUCCAAUUCCAUACCAUGUCAUGGACCUUCACGCCGCACACCAGCAUCGUCCGUCUUGUGGGCUCACCUGCUGAGAAAAGACACAUUGGCCGCACCGCCGAGCUCAGACAUACCUCUACCACCUAUUGCGCCAACCGACAGGACAGGGACGUCACUACGAAUUCUCCUUCAUGAUACCCAAGCGCAUUUUGAAAAGUUUUCUGAACGAGUGGAGAAGCUUACGAAGGGUGUAGACGAAGCGAAGCAGGAACUGGGUCUGACGAGGGCGCUCUUCCAACGAGAGCACGAAGAGCUGACAAAUGAAAUGUAUAACUUGGUCAACCGAUGCCAGACCGAGAUUCAGAAAACGGCUGGGCGCCCCGCACAGGCCGAAAGAAUGGAGGAGUUUUGUAAAGGUGUGCAACUGAGGCUGGAUGGUCUGGAUAAGCGCAUAGAUACUAUACAGUUGGUGAGUCGACGAACCGUUGCGCUGUUAAUGUUUUUCUAA